Molecule: messenger RNA, 522 nt
Organism: Lathyrus oleraceus (garden pea)
Lineage: Eukaryota; Viridiplantae; Streptophyta; Magnoliopsida; Fabales; Fabaceae
Exons: 1
Coding region: 1-522 (173 amino acids)
Source: RefSeq, a predicted model, not a curated record
AUGGUAAAUAGAAACCAAAACGCCGAUGAUAUCAUACAACAAGUUCGACAUUACGAUUUGGCAGCAGAUAAUAAUCUAGCAGCCAUGGUCGAGAGGAUUAUGGUUCAAAAUGGGGUAAAUUUUGGCCUUCAAAGACCAAAUUAUGCAUCACAUCUGUCAGAGUAUAUCUUACAGGCAAAAGCAUCCCAUAGAACAAAAAUCCCCAAAUUUACUAAGUUUUUUGGGGAUACCACUGAAUCAACUGUCGAGCACGUGACUAGAUAUUUAAUUGAGGCAGGAGAUAUGUCAAACAAUGAGAGCCUUAGAAUAAAGUUUUUUCCAAGUUCUCUCACCAAGAAUGUCUUCACAUGGUUCACCACCCUACCCCAAAGUUCGAUCCACACUUGGAACCAACUAGAGAGAAUGUUCCAUGAGCACUUUUACAUGGGACAAACAGAGAUAAGUAUGAAGGAAUUGGCUAGUAUCAAACGAAAGUUUACUGAGCCAAUUGAUGACUAUCUGAAUAGGUUUCGAUUACUCUAA